Molecule: messenger RNA, 1567 nt
Organism: Somion occarium
Lineage: Eukaryota; Fungi; Basidiomycota; Agaricomycetes; Polyporales; Cerrenaceae
Source: the annotation of a GenBank genome assembly
UGGCUUCCGACUUUCCGCAACAUAGCAAGUGACACUCUGGUGCAUGCUUCGCCGCGGAGACUCACUGGUUUAUUUCAUAGCCCCUUUUUUUUCAGGAGGCCACACAUGUGUGAUAUAAAAAGCGAUCUGCGUCGAUGUGGUGGUGGAGGAAAUGUGUAUGCUAUAGUAAGGCAGUCCGCUCGCGGGGACACAUGAGAGCCACGAGUCAACACGAGGGAGUCAAACUGACUUUUAUCUUGUACCGAUCGUACUCCGCCUGGUUGUACUGCACGGAUCGUUAUCUAAACCCUGACUCGAACAAGACAUCAUUUAUACAGGUGCGUACCGACACUUUUGAAAAGCCUCUCUCCCCUGCACACUCACCUUGGCCUUCCCCUCAGUCAAAAGCUUACCGUGCUUCACAUCUCUCGCGUUCCCGCUGCAACCAGAAAGAGAUGGAAUUCGAAGACGAACUCGUUACCCUCGAACUGAAACGGUUCUCGAAACAUACGCGCCAGUGGCGUCGCACUUCUAGAGACUCGCAAGACGACAUCGAAUUAUCGCCGCCAAGCUCAAUCCGGGUAUUAUCCUGGAACAUUGACUUUAUCGGAGAUAAGCCCGAAGCACGCAUGCAGGCGGCGUUGUCGCAUAUUCAAAACGAGGUUUUUGCGAGCGAAGACGGUCAGAAACCGGCGCCUUGUUGCAUUUUGCUACAGGAAGUAUCCUCUGAGGCUUUCCCAGUCCUACUGAAAAACCAGUGGGUCCGGAAGCAUUUCAUGGUGAUACCCACCAGCGCAGACGAUUUUCCCAAUGGGACGUACGGAGUCGUCACGCUCGUAUCCAAAUCCAUUCCAGUCAGCAAGGCGCAAUCCUUGAUAUUCGGCAACUCAGCAAUGGGCCGCAGCGCGCUCAUGGUCGAUGUGAAGCUUUCCCUGCCCAACCCCACGGCAAAGGCUGAAAAUGGAGGCUCUCGUUCGAGUGAAGAAAGCGAGAAUUUACCGACCGUGACAGCGCCUAGCCUCAUUACCUUGCGCCUUGCGAAUACCCACUUGGAAUCUCUUCCAACUGGCGUUGCUGCUCGUCCUGUUCAAUUGGCAAACAUCGCGUCUUUGCUCAAAGAGGACGGUUUGCAUGGAGGAAUAGUAUGUGGGGAUAUGAAUAUCAUUAGAGAGAGCGAUCUACACAUACAUGAAGACGCCGGAUUACUGGACGCGUGGACUGGGGAAGACGAGGAGGAGGGAUUUACCUGGGGUUUCCAACCUCCUUGCCAAUUCGCACCUGGACGACUAGACAGGGUGUUUUACACCAGUGCUUGUCAGGAAAAAUGCGAAAUCUCGCAGCCGGAGAGGGUUUGUAUUGGCUUGAAGAGGAACGGGCGAUGGGUGACCGAUCACUAUGGACUCCUGACUACUGUUAGCGUAAAAGAUGAGAAGUCCUAACGUAAGUACCUGCGAGUAAUAGCACUUGGUAGAAACCUUUAUGUGACAUACUCAAUUCCUACGCGAUUAUCUAUUGGCUGCUGAGAGUCCGUUCGCGACAAUGGAAUGUAGUUUGACCACGUCUUGACGGCAAAAUGUUCAGUCAGUCU